This is a messenger RNA of Penicillium crustosum, 2304 nucleotides long. Its product is annotated as putative dynamin GTPase. The record is from RefSeq and is a predicted model, not a curated record. The transcript is spliced from 4 exons. Gene Ontology annotation, cellular component: microtubule; membrane; cytoplasm. Gene Ontology annotation, molecular function: microtubule binding; GTP binding; GTPase activity. Bases 1 to 2304 code for a protein of 767 amino acids. Lineage: Eukaryota; Fungi; Ascomycota; Eurotiomycetes; Eurotiales; Aspergillaceae.
AUGACUUUGACAAACUUCACAACAGAUGCUCUUGAGGGGUUAUGUACUCAAGAGCAGUUAGAGCUUCUGAAUUCCAUCGAUACGCUCCAAUCGCAAGGCAUCAGCCACUACGUCUCGCUCCCACAAAUAAUCGUAUGCGGAGACCAGUCUUCCGGAAAAAGUUCCGUUCUCGAGGCGAUAUCCGGCGUGUCUUUUCCAGUGAAAAGCAGUUUGUGCACUAGAUUCCCAACCGAGUUGGUUCUUCGGAAGAACUCGCAAGUGGGAGUUCGUGUUUCCAUUGUCCCUCACCAAUCGCGUAGUGAGGCCGAGCAGCAUUCUCUCAGCAGCUUUUGCGAACAACUUGAUGGGUUCGAUGGCCUUGCAAACUUGAUAGAGAAUGCAAAGGCAGCGAUAGGUAUAUCCACCCACGGAAAAGCAUUUUCAAAUGACCUUCUGCGGGUUGAAGUUUCAGGCCCUGACCGGCCACAUCUCACGAUUGUCGACCUUCCGGGUUUGAUCCACUCGGAAACACGACAGCAAUCGGCAGCCGAUGUACAACUAGUUCAAGACGUCGUCCAAUCAUACAUGAGUGAGCCACGAAGUGUUAUCCUCGCCGUCGUCUCCGCCAAGAAUGAUUUUGCAAACCAGAUUGUCCUCCGUUUAGCGCGGGAAGCCGAUCCAUCCGGCAACCGGACAUUAGGCGUCAUCUCCAAGCCUGAUAUGCUAGUCCCGGGAUCUGAAAGUGAGGCUUCCUUUGUAUCGCUUGCUAAGAACCAAGAUGUAGAGUUCCGUCUUGGAUGGCAUGGAGACCUACCUCGAUCUCUCGUGGGUGUGGAUUCACUGCGACCCCGUCUGAGCAGCCUACUUCUUGGUCAGAUUGCUGGUGAACUUCCAAGCCUGAUCAACGAGAUAAAUACCAAGAUCAACACCUGCAGGUUGCAGCUUCAGAAGCUUAGAGACCCUCGUGCAACACUAGAUGAGCAAAGAUCGUAUCUUUUACAUAUCAGCCAAGCGUUCCAGUCACUAGUCAAGGCAGCCGUGGAUGGCACUUACAACGAGCCUUUCUUUGGAGAUGCAAAGACUGAUGAUGGGUACCAGAAGCGCAUCCGAGCAGUCAUUCAAAAUCUGAAUCAGAAAUUCACGGAUAAUAUCUCUCUCCGUGGCCAUUUCCGCCAUGUCCUUGAAAGUGAAGAGCCUAGAUCAAUCUCCAAACGUCAAGUGCUUCUCAAAAGAGAAGAAUACGUUCAGCAAAUCGGAACGCUCCUCAAAAAGACAAGAGGCCGAGAGCUACCUGGCACUUUCAAUCCUUUGAUUGUGAAAGAUCUUUUCCAAGAACAAUGCGGCCCAUGGGAAGAAAUAACACGCGUCCAUAUUAGUGCCUCAUGGAAAGCUGUAAGAGAAUUUCUUCACCGUGCAAUUUCCUAUAUGGCGGAUGAGGUUACGUCAAAAGCCUUGUUUGAAAAGGUCAUUUUGCCAGCUCUGGAAAAUGUACGAGAUACAUUGGAGAAGGGAAGCGAAGAGUUCCUUAGGCCGCAUCAACGAGGUCAUCCUAUCACCUACAACCACUACUUCACUGAAACACUCCAAAAAACUCGUGCUGAUCGUCAAAAAGAAAGCUUGCGUAAAGCUCUUCAGUCAUACUUCGGUGUUGAUACUCUUUCAACCUCCGAAAAUUAUGGGGAAAGCAUCAAUCUUCAAGGGCUUCUCAACUCUCUCGUUCAGACUACCAUUCCGGACAUGACGCGUUUUGCAUCCGAGGAAGCACUUGACUGUAUGCUUGCCUACUAUAAGGUUGCACUUAAGCGCUUUGUUGAUGACAUUGCUACUGAGGUGAUCGAAGUGAAGCUUCUGGGUGCAAUUACUACACUCUUUACACCCAUAACUGCAUUCGAUAUGCCUAAAGAAUUGAUCGCACAAAUCGCAGGUGAAUCUGAGGAGAGCCAAAGCCGACGGGAACAAUUGAAUAAAAAGUUGUGGAUCCUCGGGAAAGGUUCGGAUACUUGCAAGCGGUUCGUUGGCAUCAGGGGUCUUGAUUCGGAAGACGAAAUGCAAGCUAGCUUACAAAACAAUCGAGCUACAUCACCUUCUAGCUCUUGUAACUCGGUUGAUGGGAUUAAUUCUGAACCAGGCUACGGGCAGUCCAGAUCAUGCAGCCCGGAUAUAUUAGAGCAACCUUCCAAGGAUGCAUAUUCUUUGGAGCAUCCCACAGAACCGGAGCCGUUGGAAGCACCCCCUGCAAGGAAGGAUGGCAAAAAAAAGAAAAAGAAGCCCGCCCAUACGCCUCUAUCUCCUGCCGACUAUCCCGUUGAGCCCCCUCCGGAAUAA